Molecule: messenger RNA, 1569 nt
Organism: Penicillium cataractarum
Lineage: Eukaryota; Fungi; Ascomycota; Eurotiomycetes; Eurotiales; Aspergillaceae
Exons: 1
Coding region: 1-1569 (522 amino acids)
Source: RefSeq, a predicted model, not a curated record
AUGUCGCCUUCACGGGCAACGGUGUGGUUGGUACCCAUCCUCAUAGCCUGGCUGGGCUUGAUUCUUAUCCGUCGAGAAAAUGACAAUCCCGGCGAAUUCAUUCUGGCCAAUAACAGAAGCUCUCUCCUCUUGACAAGCACUCCGCAGACGCUUCUAGACAUCGAUGACGCCCUUGUAUCAGAAUCCAAUCCAGCACGAGAAGAUGGCACCUUUGAUUAUGAACGCUGUGCAAGACUGCACAAUUACCUCGUUGCGUAUGGAUGGAUGGCGCAUCACGAGCGAGAAGUGGACGACCUCCAAGAAUUGCUGAGCCGGCCCUCCUUUUUUGAACUUGAGGGCUACGACUUGGGGGUUCCUAUGCACCGUCUCAAUCCAGAGAUGGUUUCAUUCCUGCAGUCUAUCAUUCUGCCAGGUGAUCGUGAAGGAUUAUUUUACUGGGUGGACAGCAUGGGCGUACUCCCUGCUGAUCUUUACUUCUUUGAUCAGGAGAACAAGCUGCGCAACCGCGAGCGCUUCGUCAACCUUCAUGUCUCCUGGGUUGACCUUGGCUCUCAUAAUAUCGGCCUCUUAUUUGAUCAGAAGCGGAAUCGUGUAGCGAUACCCCUCGUGAUAGAGAAUCUUGACAGCAUUAGUCCCGUCAAGGACCAUUUGGAUAUGUGGUUCCCACUCGAGACGAUGCUGACCAACUGGAUUCACAUGCUUCGCAUUGGCAAAGUGACUGCUAGUCCACCAGAAGAGGAGGAGUAUCCACCUCGCGUUGCCCGGCUAGGGUCGUGGGUAUGGCAACCUUAUAGUCCUGCUCAAGUGGACAGCGCCGUGGAUGCCAUGAAUCGACUCUCGGCUGCCAUUGAAGCUAGGAUGCCUUCCAAAUCCCAUCUGUCGGUCUCUCGAGAAUCCCCUCUUUUGACCGAUUCCGAGCUAGAUGCAGCGUCCGUUCCGGAGAAUUGUUUCAUUCGCUCGGUUCUAUCCAAAGUGAAAACUCCCCGCUUCAAAUACAUCGCACCGGGUCUGGAAGUACCGCACGAUGCUGCGGCGUUUGCAGCACGUCAGAAGUUUACCGGUCUGACUCGCCACCCUGAAUCACCCACGGUUAUACCACCAGUGUUAAUUUUCGCAAACCAAAAACGUACGAUCAACUUCAAUAAGGAGAUAAGGUACUUAUUCUUCGACCCUCACGACCCAAUUCCAUAUGAUGAUCGUGAUCUUAUUCCCGUGGGACUAUACUCCGAGUUUGCACGUCGAGGGGAGUCCGAUCUUGCAGAGGAAGGAUUCCGUCUGUUGCUGCCAUUCGAAUUCCGCGUGGAGCUUUGGGAUGAAAACAGUGCUAAAAAGAGCGAUGGAAGUUUGGUGCCUAGGGGUUCGGUGUCUGAGCUCUUCCAGCAUGGCUAUUUCCCAUUUGGGGGUGAAUGGCGGGCUCAGAGAUUCGAGAGGUUGUUGGAUCGGUGGCGGGAAUUGGUGGAGAGUGGCGUUUGGAAAGUUGGGAAGAAUGGUGUCAAGGGUGGUAUUGACCGGUUUCAAGAAGCGGACUACGGUUAUUGGAAGGAUUAUUGGAUUCCCCCUGGAUGGUGA